CCUGAACGAUUCAAGGUCGAGAACAUAAAACCACCCGUUUGCUGUUCUUGACUCUUCUUACUCUGAUCCGAUAAUUUUGCUCUCACUCCUACACCUCUCAACAGCUCCUCCCUCACUCUCGACCAUUCACCUAAAUACCUACACCUCCUACACACUCACAAACACCUUCCCACCUCUCACCACCACCGCCACCACCACCGCCACCACUAUCACUACCACCUUCCACGCCUCCCCACACAAACACAAACCCACCCCACAACCGUCAAAAUGGUCGAAAAAAUCACCGCGCACCGCACGACGACGCCCGCGAUCCGGAUCCUGCGCAUCCUCCUACGCAGCGUGCAAAUCCUGGUCGCACUCAUAAUAAUCGGCAUCUACUCUCACGAGCUGCGAGUGUACCACUCGUCUCACCCGUCGUCAAAGUCAUCAAUAAUCUACGCUAUCAUCGUCGGCGUGCUCAGCAUCGUGACCGCCGCCGUGUACCUCCUGCCGAACCUGGCAAGCCACAAGUUUUGUCCUUGGGAUGCGGUCCUGUUUAUUCUUUGGGCUGCACUGUUUGGUGUUACUGGCAAGGUCUGGGUCGAUAAGGGGGGGUAUGGCGGUAUGGGAAGGAAUAUGCGCGCCGGCACGUGGAUCAAUAUGGUCGGCAUGUUGCUGUGGUUUGCGUCUGCUGUUGGUGGCGCUUUCUUGGUCUACAGGGAGAAGCACUCGAGGAGCAUGCUCACCGGACGGGCGGUCGUCUAAGUUUCGGGCGUAGUACCUAGAUGUCUAUGCUAUGGAUGAUGCGUGAUGCAAUACGGUACCUACCAAUGCUUCCAUGGGCGGUUUCUUGUCUUUUUUACUCCGUCUUUUUCUUUUUCUUUUCUUUUAAGCGGGUUUGGUCGGGGGAGUUAUUGCUUUCGUUUCGUGGGAGAUACUGUGUGGUUGUAUAAUAGGUAGCUGGGUAGAACAGAACCCUUCAUGAUCGGUGUGAUUGGUGGAAUGAUGCGAUG
Messenger RNA from Tricharina praecox, 992 nucleotides. RefSeq lists its product as uncharacterized. The transcript has 2 exons. Gene Ontology annotation, cellular component: membrane. The record is from RefSeq and is a predicted model, not a curated record. Lineage: Eukaryota; Fungi; Ascomycota; Pezizomycetes; Pezizales; Pyronemataceae. The coding region runs from base 268 to 744 and encodes 158 amino acids.